Mesorhabditis spiculigera is the source of this 1188-nucleotide messenger RNA. Lineage: Eukaryota; Metazoa; Nematoda; Chromadorea; Rhabditida; Rhabditidae. The record is from the annotation of a GenBank genome assembly.
AUGGCUGCAACUCUCCGAAACAACCGUCUUCUCGCCAGUCUCCUCGCCACGCUUGGAGCUGGGACCACCAUCUAUGCCUUCACACCACAGGCGACGAUGCUGAAGAAUGACGUCGACUCCGACACGGUCCGCAAAAUCGAGGAGGCCUACAAGAAGCUGAACGGACCCGAGGCCGACAAGUGCAAGUCGCUGCUGAAGAAGCAUCUGACCAAGGAGGUCGUCGACGAUCUCAAGCACAAGAAGACCAAGCUUGGAGCCACGCUGUACGACUGCAUCCGCUCCGGUGUCUUCAAUCUCGACGCUGGUGUCGGAGUGUACGCCCCGGAUGCCGAGUCGUACAAGGUUUUCGCCGGCCUCUUCGACCCGAUCAUCGAGGAGUACCACGGGUUCAAGCCCCAUGAGAAGCAGCCCGCUGUCGACCUGGGCGAGGACAAGAUCCACCAAUUCCCUCCGCUCGACCCUAAGGGCAAGUACAUCAAGUCGACUCGCAUUCGUUGCGGUCGCUCGAUGGCCGGCUACCCGUUCAACCCCUGCUUGAAGCAAGACGACUACCUGGCCAUGGAGGGCAAGGUCAAGAAGGCGUUCGACACGUUCGCCGGCCAGCUGAAGGGCAAAUACUACCCGCUUGACGGCAUGACCAAGGGCGACCAGAACAAGCUCAUCGCCGACCACUUCCUUUUCAAGGAGGGUGAUCGCCAUCUGCAGCACGCCAACGCCUGCAAUUUUUGGCCAAAGGGUCGAGGAAUCUUCCACAACAACGACAAGACCUUCCUGAUCUGGGUGAACGAGGAAGACCACAUGCGCAUCAUCUCGAUGCAGGAGGGCAGUGAUGUUGGCGCCGUGCUGGACCGCCUCGUCAAGGGUGUCAAGCACAUCGAGAAGCAAGUCCCGUUCUCGCGUGACGAGCGCCUCGGAUGGUUGACAUUCUGCCCGACGAACCUCGGAUCCACGGUGCGCGCUUCGGUGCACAUCAAGCUUCCGAAGGUGUCGGCUCGCAAGGACUUCAAGAAAAUCUGCGACAAGCUGAACUUGCAAGUCCGCGGCAUCCACGGUGAACACUCCGAGUCUGAAGGCGGCGUCUACGACAUCUCGAACCGCGCCCGCCUCGGUCUAUCCGAGUACCAGGCCGUCAAGCAGAUGUACGACGGUGUCAAGAAGCUCAUCGAGAUGGAGAAGGAGAUGGAGAAA